Molecule: messenger RNA, 618 nt
Organism: Oryza brachyantha (malo sina)
Lineage: Eukaryota; Viridiplantae; Streptophyta; Magnoliopsida; Poales; Poaceae
Product: 60S ribosomal protein L44
Exons: 4
Coding region: 80-397 (105 amino acids)
Biological process (GO): translation
Cellular component (GO): cytosolic large ribosomal subunit; ribosome
Molecular function (GO): structural constituent of ribosome
Source: RefSeq, a predicted model, not a curated record
GCUCCGAGCACGCGCCCGCCGCCGCCGCCGCCAUCUCGCACCGAGGAGGAAGGAGGAAGCGCACGGAUCGCCGGCAGCCAUGGUGAACGUUCCAAAAACCAAGAAGACCUACUGCAAGAACAAGGAAUGCAGGAAGCAUACCCUUCACAAGGUUACCCAGUACAAAAAGGGAAAAGAUAGCCUUUCUGCUCAGGGGAAACGGCGUUAUGACCGCAAGCAGUCAGGAUAUGGUGGUCAGACAAAGCCUGUUUUCCACAAGAAGGCCAAGACAACGAAGAAGAUUGUGCUGAAGCUGCAGUGCCAGAGCUGCAAGCACUACUCUCAGCAUCCGAUCAAGAGGUGCAAGCACUUUGAAAUCGGUGGAGACAAGAAGGGCAAGGGAACCUCUCUCUUCUAAAUUUGUUGUUCUCUGACCUUCAAGUUGUCUGCCAGAAGUUGCUAUUAAGGAAAAAAAAUGUUCUUAUCCCUGUAUUGAGAUGCAUCAGCAGGAUUCAACGCAUACCUAUGUUUAUCUUUUGGCGCCAGCUCUUUCUUGAUACAUUAGAUUGUAUGAGACCUGAAUCUAUUUUGUGUUAUAUCAGCAUUGCUGCAAGAUCAUAUCGAUGUUUUUUUGAUCUA